GGAAAACAGUUACUAUAGCUACAGCUGAUAGUCAGACUCUGAUAGUGACUGUACAGUGUAGGUAUAGAUGUGUAUCACGUGUAGUACAGAGAGUGAGGGAGAGUACAGAUGUGCAGCCAGGAACACAGCUACUAGAGCUACAGCAGAUAGUCAGACUCUGAUAGUGACUGUACAGUGGUACCCAGCACCACCCACACACAACUGUCCCUCCUGGAUAGUCCCAGGUCAGACAGUCAGCUGUACAUGUCAGACAUCAGACAGAGGUAACCCUGAAGGGACAGUCCACUGGAUCAGUCCUGGAGGUCAGACGAUCGCCUCAUUCGGGUCUUCAUCUGUGCAGCUCAACUUGACCUCCAUCCCGAGAUCUAACAAGGGGCUGACCUACAUCUGUAUGGCAAACAACUCUCUGCCCAGCUCGAACACUGAUAUAACUUACGUUCUCGAGAUAGCUUAUUUUGACAGCCCGCGAUUGGAGUUUGACAAGGACGACGUAGAGGGUAAUACUUUAGUUACUGUUACAUGCACCGUGGAGAGUAAUCCAAGCGCUAGGAUGACGGUAGAGAACAUAGGCAGUGAGGCAAAACCAGCAUCAGGAACUACAAAUAACCUCACCUUCACAACGAAGACGCAGUGUCAGCACAACAGGUUUCGGUGCACUGCUGAGAACAACCGCAUAAACACUCAAGCAUCUACUGUCCGACAGUUAAAUGUUGCUUGUUUACCACGUCAUGACACCAGCAAGCAAACAGACAGCAUGGUAACGGGACAACUCCAGACAACUGUUUCACUUGUAGCCAAUGUCAUAGCCAGCCCAGUACCUAACUUCACCUGGUUCCAUUAUCAAGGGAUGACCCCAGGACCAGUUGUUGUAGGUACAGGACGCAAUGUGGUCCUCACUGAGGGUCUCCAGUCGGUACUUAGAGUGUACAUCCAACGGGAGGAGGACUACGGAAUUUAUCAUGUUGUCGUGAGGAACCGUGUGGGCAGUACUUCGCUGUUCUUCAGCUUGACAAAAGAUGUAUCACCACUAGAGGCGUCAUGCAAUACCCUCCCUGUAGCUGCCGGAAUGGGAGCUGUCAAUGUGAUACUGAUUGGUAGUAUUGUCGUCAUUCUAUACAGACGAAGGCUCUGUCAAGGGACAGAUUUGCCCGAGAGGAAUAUUAAUGAUGGUGAAACAACAAUGGGCAUACAACGAGAUGCAGUAACGGAAGAGGUUUGUGUUACUUGGAAUAUCAAACCCAUCAAUUAUAAUCUUGUGAAGCAUAUAUUCUUUGUCUUGUUCCACCAGUAA
This is a messenger RNA of Haliotis rubra (blacklip abalone), 1291 nucleotides long. Its product is annotated as hemicentin-2-like. The coding region runs from base 68 to 1291 and encodes 407 amino acids. Gene Ontology annotation, biological process: cell-cell adhesion. The record is from RefSeq and is a predicted model, not a curated record. Gene Ontology annotation, cellular component: cell-cell junction. Lineage: Eukaryota; Metazoa; Mollusca; Gastropoda; Lepetellida; Haliotidae. The transcript is spliced from 6 exons. Gene Ontology annotation, molecular function: cell adhesion molecule binding.